AGGGAGGGAGGGAGAAAAGUGGAACAGAAAAGAAUGAGAAUCGAGAUGAGAGAAGGAAAAGUAUGACAAGUAACUCGGAGAUAUAUCACACAGCUGAAGAAAGAAUUCCCGGCUUGGCUAGCUGUGCUGCCGCCCUUUGCCUGCCGUCUCCCUUCGUUUCCUUGCGCUUUCCUCCCCUCCCAAGCUAGAGUGAGAAAGAGAAGAUAGAUCACAUCUUCUGGGUUUGAGCCUGCUGCAGUUGUUUCUCCUCCUCUGCUCUUUCUUUGUUCUCUAGUAGACUUGGGGGAGCAGUAGCCAAGAGAUUGAGGGUCGUCUGAUCUGAAGGAGGCCUGAGGUUUGAGGCGAGCUUGGCCGGAUUGAUUCUUAGCGAUACCAGACAAAGAAGAGCGAGCAAGACUAGCAUCUGAUCCGGUUUAGAAGAUGAAAGCCGCUUCGUCGUCCACGCAUUUCUUCGGAAUCAGGGAGGAUGGCCAGCACAGCCACCAACAGCCACAGCAGCCGCCGCAGCCGCCGCCGCCACAGGAACUACCAGCGACAGCCUCGUCGGCCAAUACUCCACACUCUGCUGCUCCUCCGAAGAAGAGGAGGAACCUCCCUGGAAACCCAAAUCCAGAUGCGGAGGUGAUAGCUCUGUCGCCGAAGACGCUGAUGGCCACCAACCGUUUCAUCUGCGAGGUGUGCAACAAAGGGUUCCAGCGGGAGCAGAACCUGCAGCUGCACCGGCGCGGCCACAACCUGCCGUGGAAGCUGAAGCAGAAGAACCCCAACGAGGUCCGCCGCCGGGUGUACCUCUGCCCCGAGCCGACCUGCGUCCACCACGACCCGUCGCGGGCCCUCGGCGACCUCACCGGCAUCAAGAAGCACUUCUGCCGCAAGCACGGCGAGAAGAAGUGGAAGUGCGACAAGUGCUCCAAGCGCUACGCCGUCCAGUCCGACUGGAAGGCGCAUUCCAAGAUCUGCGGCACUCGCGAGUACCGCUGCGACUGCGGCACCCUCUUCUCCAGGAGAGACAGCUUCAUCACCCACAGAGCCUUCUGCGAUGCAUUGGCGCAGGAAAGCGCGAGGCUUCCAGGCGGCAUAAACACCAUCGGCAGCCACUUGUAUGGAGGCAGAGGCAUGAACCUGGGGCUCCCGCAGCUCUCCUCCUUGCAGGACCAAGCUCAGCCUUCCGCCGACCUCCUCCAACUGAGGGGAAGCAGCGGCACCGGCCAGUUUGAUCACCUCAACGCCGCCUCCUUCCGGCAGCCCCAUCAGCUGGCCCACUCAUCCCCUUUCUUCCUCGGUGGUGGGCCGAACCAAGGCUUCGGCGAACACCCGCAGUUGCUCAAGCCCUUCCACGGGAUGAUGCAGCUCCCAGAUCUCCAAACAAACGCCAACGCCUCAUCCUCCUCCUCUGCUGCUGCCGCCGCGAAUCUUUUCAAUCUUGGCUUCUUCUCUAACACCGGUAGCUCGAGUACCAUGAACAAUGGCAGCGACGCUGGCGGCCAAAGCGGCCAUCUCCUGGGCCCCGACCAAUUCAGCAACGCAGGUGGAGGUACUGAGGCCAUGUCGCUGUUCGCUGGAGACCUAAUGAGCAAUCACACUGACACCACCAUGUCUUCUCUGUAUAACCCCUCUGUGCACGCUGAAUCAGUAGUACCUCAGAUGUCAGCCACCGCACUGCUUCAGAAGGCUGCCCAAAUGGGUGCCACAUCCAGUGGUGGCAGCGGAAGCUCGAUGCUCAGAGGUCUCACCGCCUCCUUCUCCGGUGGUGGUGGUGGAGAGAUCUCCAGAACUGGCGUAGGAAACGAGAACCACUUCCAAGACAUCAUGAACUCGCUUGCCAACGGGAACGGCGGGGUGUUCGGUGGCUUCAACCAAGGAUUGGACGGCAUGGGGGAGAACAAGCUGCACCGCAACCUGUCGAUGGGCGGCUUCGGAGGAUCCGACAGACUCACAAGAGACUUUCUCGGGGUUGGCGGCAUGAUGAGAAGCAUGGUGGGAGGAAUUCCGCAGAGGGAACAGCACCAUCUCGGCAUCGACACUACGAGCUCUAUGGAUCACUCGGAGAUGAAAUCGGGAUCCUCUACUCGAUCCUUUGGUGGUGGAAGACUGCAGUAAGAGCCUGCGAGAGAUCGAUGUAGGAGAACUCAGUAGAGGUAUGUAGCCAAUUGAGCUUGUUAGGUGCGAUAAUAUAGUAGGAUCUAUCAAGCUUUGUCUUGUAGUCGCAUGCAUGUAUUAGUUGAAGACGACGUCUCAGUCGAGGAUAUCUUCCUUCCUUUCUUUCUUUCUUUCUGCUGCUGUUGACCGCUUUACUUCUUCCGUUCUUCUAAUAAUAAGUCUGCUCUUUUUUCUGAA
Molecule: messenger RNA, 2337 nt
Organism: Musa acuminata subsp. malaccensis (wild Malaysian banana)
Lineage: Eukaryota; Viridiplantae; Streptophyta; Magnoliopsida; Zingiberales; Musaceae
Product: protein indeterminate-domain 5, chloroplastic-like
Cellular component (GO): nucleus
Molecular function (GO): DNA-binding transcription factor activity
Source: RefSeq, a predicted model, not a curated record